AUGACUGAAAAGACCGAGACUGAGCCGAUUGCCACUCGCUUGCGGCGCAAUAACGAUUCGCCACGAGAUAUAAUUGUGGCAGCAAGGCGUGCACCAGUUCGUCUGCUAAUUAACAAGCCAUAUUCGAGUGGGAGCGAUGCUGGCGCUUCGACAAAAGCAACAUCAUCUACCAGUGGUAAUGAAGCACCUUGCCCUGCUGCUAAAAGGAACCGUUGCAACAGUUGGCGGCCAUAUCUCGAUCUCGAAAAAAUGAUCAAAAUUCCCAAGUGA
Molecule: messenger RNA, 270 nt
Organism: Cooperia oncophora
Lineage: Eukaryota; Metazoa; Nematoda; Chromadorea; Rhabditida; Trichostrongylidae
Source: the annotation of a GenBank genome assembly